UUCAAACAUACCCAAUCAAGGAUUGGAGGCGAUAAAGUUCUUUCCGCUUUUUUAUCAAAACAAUCCGCAGAAGAAUUCAAAGUAGGGAAUAAAAUGGACACUAACAUUUUAAUAUUUUCAACAAUUGGUUGUUUGAAACUAUUCGAAGUGGCCAGUAGCAAUCGAAAUACUUUUUGGAUUUCGGCAACGAACGACAUAUGGUAUGUAGAUUUGGGGGCUAAACUUCCAAUUAGAAGUGAACUGAACGAAUUGUCAUUACUGAUGGAAGCCCUUUGAAAACACUUUGUUUUGAAGCCUACAUGAUCCAUUCAUUUGUAAAUGAUGGCAUAAGAAUACUUAGUGCAUCGUUAUAAUCAAGAGCAGAAAAAGGCCGGCUGGAUUUUAAAGUCGAUUCGGUGAUGAAGGGAUUGAAUCGAUAAACGCGCGCGCCGGUUGAUUAAUACUCGAAAGCCUUGUGUUUUUUGGCUGUGUGGAAUAUCUAGCUGAUCUUUUAAUUGAUUAGCAUCCCUGUCAACGUUUGUAUUCAAGCCAAGGAGUUGCAUUAGAUACGAAUGGUCAAUGUUCUUUGUGACAUACUGCUUUAACUACUGUAAAUUAUUCAUUCUUCGGUAAUCUUAAUAAAAAACGGAGCAGUCGCUAAUAAGAAUGUAACCAUUUGUAGUAUACGGCUUUGUGGAUGGAAUUCUACUGAAAGAGCAUCGGACUUCACCGCGCGAAAACCAACUACUGUGCGAAAAUACACCGAUCUUAUGCUAUGAUUUUCUGAUCUAAAGGCCAAAGAGAUGCCAGACCAUGAACUAUAGUCCGUCAUUCAGCUAUCAUGACGAAAAGACAACUCCACAAAGAGAAAGAGUUCGAAUUAAUGUUAGUGGUGAAAUGUUUGAAACGUUCGAGGAUACGCUAGCUCGGUAUCCAUCAACUCUUCUUGGAUCCAAAACGAAAAGAAGUCAAUAUUUCAAUUCAAAACGAAGUGAAUACUGCUUCAACAGAGACAGGGCAGUUUUUAAUUCAAUACUAUUUUACUAUCAAUCGCCAGGAAUUCUCUCAAAGCCGGAGACUGUUUCCUACGAGAUAUUCUUCAAGGAAACGGCAUUCUUUGAACUCGAAACUGACUGUAUGGGAAAAACAGAUCCGACUGCAAAGUGGCACUACACCAGUCAACGUAGAAAGAGGACUUUAAGAGGAAGAAUAUGGCAAUCUCUGGAGAAUCCUCGCUCGUCUGCGGAGCGCUUGGUGAACAAACUAUCGGGGUUAAUAACUUUAUUAUCACUGGCUGCUUUAUGCUGGGAUACAAUUCCUGAAGUUCGCAAAGUAAAUCCUCAUCAAAACAAUAACACCGUGGUGCACAUGGGUAAUUUCAAUGACAAUGCUAAACCGUUUUAUAAUGGUCAUCAAUUCUGGUUCCUCACAGAAUCAAUAUUCUCWGGAUGGUUUACUAUUGAAUAUUUCGCGCGUUUAGCUACGGCGCCAAAGACCAUACCAUUUUUGACGUCGUUUUCGGCCGUAGUAGACCUGUUAUCUAUUCUGCCCUUCUACGUUACUCUCGCGUUACGKUUUAGUACUCAAAACACUGGUUAUAUUCCUCUUUUACGAGUGUCUCGUCUUGUUAGAAUACUUAAACUGAAGCGAUAUAGUACAAGCGUGCGAUUGCUUUUCGAAACUAUAGGUGACAGCUACCAGGAAUUACAAGUCUUUUUCUUGUGUUUGGUUUUCAUCACGGUGAUAAUGUCGAGUGCUAUCUAUCAAAUCGAAGGCAUGGGAGAGCAUUCCCAAUUUAUAAGCAUUCCUGAUGUAUUUUGGUAUUCAUUCGUCACACUUUCGAGCGUUGGUUACGGAGAUUACGUUCCUCGAACCGAAUUUGGCAAGGUGAUCGGUGCAGUAUUUUGUGUCAGUGGAGUAGUUGUGAUAUUUUGCUUUUCGCCUGUUCUUUUCGCCAAAUUCCGAAGAUGCAGGUACAGAUUAUUCAAAGAACAACUUGAAUUACAGAUAUAUCGCGAUGAAUUGGAUAAGAUUUAUAACCAGAAUAUAACGGAGAAGAAACGCGAAUCGCAUGGAAUAAAGAGAAAAUGACACGAAAAAGCUGGUUCACUUACAAAACAAAAAUUACAAAUAAAGAUGUAGAAUAAAAAUAACUCAUAAUCAUAUUAGAUCUGCCGUGGUGGUCCAAUGGUGACUUUUUGUGUAUUAAAAUAAAACCUUUAUUAAUUUUUCA
Exaiptasia diaphana is the source of this 2212-nucleotide messenger RNA. RefSeq names its product potassium voltage-gated channel subfamily A member 2. Gene Ontology annotation, cellular component: voltage-gated potassium channel complex; membrane. The transcript has a single exon. Gene Ontology annotation, molecular function: delayed rectifier potassium channel activity. The record is from RefSeq and is a predicted model, not a curated record. The coding region runs from base 793 to 2070 and encodes 425 amino acids. Gene Ontology annotation, biological process: potassium ion transmembrane transport; protein homooligomerization. Lineage: Eukaryota; Metazoa; Cnidaria; Anthozoa; Actiniaria; Aiptasiidae.